Molecule: messenger RNA, 2001 nt
Organism: Sordaria macrospora k-hell
Lineage: Eukaryota; Fungi; Ascomycota; Sordariomycetes; Sordariales; Sordariaceae
Source: RefSeq, a predicted model, not a curated record
AUGGCUAUCUCUUCGCUCCGCCGGGCUCUGCUUCUAGCAGCUGCCGCCGCCUUGCCUUUCUCCCAGCUUGUUGCUGGCCAGACUAUUCAAACUGAGGAGGGUGUUGUUUUGGGCCAACGAAAGACCGUUGCCCCCGCCGUAGAGGUCGUCACCGCCGACUCCAACGCCCCUGAGGCCUUUGUCUUGACUGACGAUGUCAUCGCCAACCUUACCGACCUCAACCUCUCAAACAUCACUCUCUUCGCUUUCCCCGAGGAAAAUGGCACCUCCGAGGUCCAGAAGCGCACUCUUUUUGCGGGUUCAGGCUGCAAGACCGCUCCCGGUGACUUCCUCUGGCCCAACCGCCUCACUUGGAAGGUCUUUGACCUCCUGACCGGUGGCGCCCUCAUCGAGACCGUCCCCAUCGGCGCCGUCUGCUACCCCAACUCGGGCGUCUACAACGCGGCCAAGUGCCAGAACAUUCUCGCCAACUGGACGUCUUCCGAUCUCCACUCCUCGGAUCCCACCUCCAUCAUGUCCCCCAUGUUCCAGGGCGAGACCUGCAUGCCCCAGAACGGUAACUCAUCUACUUGCACGGUCGGCGGGUUCCCCGUCUAUGCCGUCAAGGCCACCAAUGUUGCUCAGAUCCAGCUUGCCAUCAACUUUGCCCGCAACCUGAACCUCAGAUUGGUCGUCAAGAACACCGGACAUGAUUUCCUCGGCAAGAGCACCGGCUACGGCGCCCUCUCAAUCUGGACUCACAACCUCAAGAAGCUUGAGUACGUCAAGUCCAUCAAGACUCCUUCCUACACCGGUCCCGCCUUCAAGAUCGGCGCCGGUAUCCAGGUCCAUGAGCUCUACGAGGCUGCCAAGAAGUACGGCGUCACCGCCAUCGGUGGAGAUUGCCACAGCGUCGGUGUUGCCGGUGGCUUUACCGCCGGUGGUGGUCACUCUCCCAUGUCUUCCAUCGCUGGUCUCGGUUCCGACCAGGUUCUGUCGAUUGACGUCGUCCUUCCCAACGGCCGCUUCGUCACCGCCGACGAGACUCACCACACCGAUCUCUUCUGGGCUCUCCGUGGUGGCGGCGGCGCUACCUUUGGUGUCGUAACGGGUAUGACCGUCAAAGUCUGGCCCAAGACCAACGUCUCCGGCAUGACCUUCACCGUCGUAUCCGGCAACGGCUCCGCGCUCGCCAACGACGUUUUCUGGGAGGGCAUGUACGCCUACUGGCGGCACUUCCCGGAGUACGCCAAGGUGGGCACGCAGGGUUACUCGCAGAUCUUCCCCUCGGGCACCGGCGGGUUCAUCUUCCUAAUGGUCCCCUUCUGGGUUCCCGGCAUGAAGCUCGCGGACUUCAAGACCUUGGUGCAACCUUUACUCGACGAAUGGACCGCCAUCGGCUUCAACGCCGGCUUCGUCGACGGCCCCAAGUUCUUCGAGUACGAUAACUACUACGACGCCUGGAUCGCAAACUUCCCUCUCGAAGCCGUCGGUACUACCUCCAUCCGCACCGCUUCGCGCCUCUUCCCCGCCAAGAACUGGGAAGACGAGGAGACGCUUACGGGCAUGAUGAACGCCGUCCGCUCCGUCAUCGAGGACGGGUCCGUUAUUAUCCAGUAUAACUUCCAAGUGAAGGCGCCGGCCGGCACCCCCGACAGCGCAGCCAACAGCCACUGGCGCGACGCCCUCUGGUUCGGCAUCUUUGGCGCCGGAUGGGAUCCUAGCCUUGAUGCUGCGGGCGUGGAGGCCAUCAACAGGAAGAUCACCGAGGACUGGAUGGGUAGACUUAGGGUUUAUGGCGCCGGUGGAUAUCUCAAUGAGGGCGACGUCAUGGAGCCGGGGUUUGGAGAGGCGUACUUUGGAAGCAACUAUGAGAGGCUGCAGAAGAUCAAGAAGGAGGUUGAUCCCACGGGCCUGUUUUGGGCGCCGACUGCGGUUGGGUCAGAGGAGUGGGAGGUACAGGGACAGGAGGAGUGGUUGACGCUUCAGACGGGGAAGCUUUGUAGGAAGGCUGCUUGCUAG